Molecule: messenger RNA, 1521 nt
Organism: Rasamsonia emersonii CBS 393.64
Lineage: Eukaryota; Fungi; Ascomycota; Eurotiomycetes; Eurotiales; Trichocomaceae
Product: WD repeat protein
Exons: 2
Coding region: 1-1521 (506 amino acids)
Molecular function (GO): protein binding
Source: RefSeq, a predicted model, not a curated record
AUGGAGAACGGCAACCAUCCGCCCAAGCGUCGUCGCCUCAACAAUGGCUACGCCGGCUCCCCCACGAGCUCGUCCUCCGACGAGCUCGCCGCAACCUCCGAUCACGAGAUGGAGCGCCGCCGCGCCAGCUGGUCGGCCAAAAAGGCGUACACGGCUCGCAGGCGUUACAACCGUCGCUCGCACAGCUUCAGCGACUCGGGGAGCCCCGACGAACUGGCCGUCGACGCCGACACCUACUGGGGGCGGAAUACCCGGGAGCAGUCCAGGAGUCCCAGUCGCAGCCGCAGCCGCAGCGCGAGCCGUAGCAGUCGCAGCUCCUCCCAGGACGACAGCACGCCAGAGCAGGCCAAGCCAGAGGAAUCCGCGCAGGGAGACGACGAUGCCGAGGAAGGGUCGCGGCCGCGAUCAGAGCAGCAGUCCGAGCGAAUACCCUCGCCUCCCCCUCCCCCGCCAAAGCCCGAUCAUCUAAAUUACAGAGAGAAGUUCCUGCUCAAAGGCCAUCUGCGCGGCGUGUCUGCCGUGCAGUUUUCACCUGAUGGAUCCAAGAUCGCCAGUGGAGGCGCGGACGGGGCUCUCAAGGUCUGGGAUACGCUAACAGGGAAGCUCAUCCAUACUUUCGAGGGCCAUUUGGCGGGCAUUUCGACCGUUGCCUGGAGUCCCGACGGCGAGACGAUUGCGUCCGGGUCGGACGACAAGUCCAUACGGCUGUGGAAUGUGUUGACGGGCAAGGCCCAUCCGGUCCCUUUCAACGGCCACCACAACUACGUCUAUUCGCUUGCGUUCUCUCCGAAAGGCAACAUGCUUAUCAGUGGAUCGUAUGACGAGGCGGUGUUUCUCUGGGAUGUGCGCUCUGCGCGCGUGAUGCGAUCGCUACCCGCCCAUUCAGACCCCGUCGCGGGCGUCGACGUCGUGUGGGACGGGACCCUCAUCGUCUCCUGUUCGUCGGACGGUUUGAUUCGAUUAUGGGACACAGCGACGGGUCAGUGUCUGCGGACGCUGGUCCACGAGGACAAUCCCCCCGGUCACGGCGGUGAAAUUCUCGCCGAACGGCAAAUUCGUGCUGGCGUGGACUCUGGACGACUGUGUGCGACUGUGGAAUUACGUCGAGGGACGCUGCAUCAAACGUAUCAGGGCCAUAUCAAUCGCAAGUACAGUCUCUGCGGCGGGUUUGGGAUUUAUAGCGCCCCCGGAGGCCCUCCUUCAGCCUUUGUUGUGAGCGGCAGCGAAGAUGGGGCGGUGCUCUGCUGGGAUGUUGUCAGCAAAAACGUCCUGCAGAGGCUCGAAGGCCACACAGACGCCGUUCUUUGCGUGGAUACUUGCUCGUUCGAAGGCAAGAGGUUGAUGGUCAGCUGUGGUCUGGAUCGAACGAUACGCGUCUGGGAAGAGGUCGAGGAGGUCGUCGAGUCGCGCGAGGCAGAUGGAACAGAAACCAACGGCGAGAAGAUGGAAGGGACAUCGCAAGAGCCAGCACAGACGCAAGAUGGCGAGGCGGAGGGCGACGGAGACAAAAUGAUUGAAUGA